Messenger RNA from Macrosiphum euphorbiae (potato aphid), 2055 nucleotides. The record is from the annotation of a GenBank genome assembly. Lineage: Eukaryota; Metazoa; Arthropoda; Insecta; Hemiptera; Aphididae.
AUGGAUUGCGUAUACAUAGGGUAUUUUCGCGAUAGACAUUUUGGAAAAAGGAGAUUGAUGGGCUCCAAUAAAGAAAGUGCUUUAAAAUCGAUGAUUCAAGAGCAUAAUGAUCCAUCCGUCUACAUAAGGAAUCAAGCGCACACCCUUAUGAGAGAAGGUGACAAUAUACCUGCUCAAAUACCUACUGCUAACGCUUUAAGAGUUCUUAAGUUUAGAGCAGUAGCAGCUACAAGACUUCACGCUGAUCCAAUUACGGCGUUACAAUUGAUGAAAGAUAAUAGUCCAGUUUCAACAUCAAUUCACGGUAUCGGUCUGGAUAAAUUUUUCGUUCAUUUUUGGAGCCCGUUGCAAUUGCAAAUUUAUAGACAAUGUCACAAAGAAUUUAGUACACCAACAAUUUCAUUUGAUGCUACUGGUGGAUGUUGCAGAAAAAUUCAAAGAGAUAAAUCUGGUCCAAUUUUUUUGUAUGAAGGUGUCAUGCAAUUAAAAAAUAGAAGUUUUACGGCCCUUUCGAUGCUCUCGGAAGAACAUGACAAUUUGUCCAUAUUAGUAUGGCUUAAAAGGUGGUUAAGAUGUAAUGUCAAACCACCUAAAGUAGUAAUUAGUGACCAGUCUCUGGCUUUGAUGUCUGGCCUAGUACAGGCAUUUACACAAUAUUCUUCUCUCGACAGAUAUUUAAGCGCAUGCUUCUCCAUGGUUAUUAAAAAUGAAGACGUAGAAAUACCUUUAUGUUACAUACGAAAUGAUGUGAACCAUUUUAUACAUCUUGUAACAAAGUGGGGUCCGAUAAAAAAUUCCAUUUAUCCAAGCACAAAACAAAUAAUUACUAGGACAAUGGGAUUACUUGUUCUUUGUACAUCAAUUAAAGAUACUGAGAUGAUAUUAGAAGCAUUAUUUGAUAUAAUUUUAAGCAAAUACGAUGGAAAUAUUGAGGGCACAGAUGCAUGGACUCCUUGUUAUAUAGCCAAACGAUAUUUGCAAUCUUUAGUAACAACUAGUGUCUUAAAUUUAGUAGAACCUGAAGAAAGUUAUGAACAAGAUCUGAACAAUUCAAAUAGAACCCUUACCAAUGAAGAUUACGAUGCUGAUGAUGAAAACGUAUAUAACGCCAGUACAUCUUUCAAAGAUUGGGCACAAUCUAUUGCUGACAAGUCUAGGUCAAAAGUUGAAUCAGUAAAGGGAAUCUCUGAUAAUGCACAAUAUCUACUUGCGCUAGAGCCAAUUAUAAUAAGAACAUUUAAAUUAUUUCCCUGUUGGUCUGCAAUAAUGAGAAAAAAAUUUGGGUUCGGGGAAGAAACUGCCUCUAGUAGCAGGAUUGAAAGUAAUUUUAAUCAUAUUAAAAAUCGCGUGUUCAAGAAUAGUAAUUUGCCUCUGAGAGUAGAUUCAUUUGUAGAACAACUGAUAGCGUAUUAUAGAGGUGAUCACCUUUUAUUGCAAGGAGGAAACGAUGAUCAUUUGAUAACUCGUAGCGAUGAAGGCUCUCAAGAUAAAAAUGAUAACAUCGCAUUUGAAGAUGAAAACAAUUUUAGUAUAUCCCAUAAACAUAAUAAUGAUGAUUUAAUAUCAAUUUUAAACGAUGACUUAAGUAGUGGUAGCCAUUAUAUUUUUGUGGAUAAAAAUAAUAUUAACUCAUUCCAAAUGCACUCUGACGAUGACUUGAUGACACGUGACAACGAACGCUUGUGUAAUGGUAGUGGUCUUAAGUGUGAUGAGCAAAAUAAUAUUAGUAAUAGUUCAACGGACGAUUCAUCAUUAUGUUCCUACAGUGCCAUUGAUGAGAUCGACGAACAACCGUCUUUUAGCAGUUCAGUUUCUGACUCCAGUUCUAAUAUUAGCCAAUGCCAAGCAUGCAGAGUUGGAAAUCUUCCAACGGGUCUUCACAAAUGUGCACAGUGUGAUAAAUCUGUUCAUAUUUUGUUUGGUUGCUCCAUCAGAAUUCCUGGCACGACUGAAGGUUGUGGUGAACCGAGAAUUUGUCUUGAUUGUGAUAAGAAGAACUCGGCGAUAGCUGAAAAUAAUGCAACAGAAAAAUGGAAUAGAAAAAGAAAGCUUUAA